Messenger RNA from Vitis riparia (riverbank grape), 2364 nucleotides. RefSeq names its product ATP-dependent DNA helicase 2 subunit KU70. Gene Ontology annotation, molecular function: DNA helicase activity; double-stranded DNA binding; telomeric repeat DNA binding. Gene Ontology annotation, biological process: cellular response to X-ray; double-strand break repair via nonhomologous end joining; telomere maintenance. The transcript has 20 exons. The coding region runs from base 131 to 2083 and encodes 650 amino acids. Lineage: Eukaryota; Viridiplantae; Streptophyta; Magnoliopsida; Vitales; Vitaceae. The record is from RefSeq and is a predicted model, not a curated record. Gene Ontology annotation, cellular component: nucleus; Ku70:Ku80 complex.
UAGGGGGCAUUUUGGUGUGGACCAGUCAGACAAAUCCUAUUUGGAAUUCUUCUUAGAGAAGGCAAAGAGUGAAUACUCGCGGGAAAGCUCUUCUUCUCUCUCUAAUUCGAAAGCAAACAAGUAUCUGAAGAUGGAUUUGGACCCAGAUGAUAUUUUCAAGGACGACGAAGACGACCCAGAUAAUGACCUGGAAAGAGCAUCGACCAAAGAGUUUGUGGUUUAUCUUGUGGAUGCUUCGCCCAAAAUGUUCAGCACCACUUUUCAAGGGGAAGAUCAGAAGGAUGAAACUCCUUUUCAUGCUGCCGUUAGCUGUAUUUCCCAGUCACUGAAGACUCAAAUCAUCAAUAACUCUAAUGAUGAAGUAGCAAUAUGCUUCUUCAACACUAGGGAAAAGAAGAAUUUGCAGGACUUGAAUGGAGUUUUUGUAUUUAAUGUUGCUGAAAGGGAGUACUUGGACAGGCCUACUGCUAGGCUAAUAAAAGAAUUUGAUCGUAUAGAAGAAUUGUUCAUAAAAGAAAUUGGGAGUCAGUAUGGUAUCAUGUCUGGAUCUCGCGAAAAUUCUCUUUACAAUGCUCUCUGGGCGGCACAAGCGUUGCUGCGUAAAGGGUCUGCAAAGACAGCUGAUAAGCGAAUACUCUUGUUUACGAAUGAAGACGACCCUUUUGGGAGUAUCACAGGGGCAACAAAAAUGGAUAUGACAAGAACCACGUUGCAACGGGCUAAAGAUGCACAAGAUCUUGGCAUCUCAAUUGAACUCCUCCCCUUGAGUUGCCCUGACGAGGAAUUUAAUGUUUCUGCUUUUUAUGCUGAUUUAAUAGGAUUGGAAGGUGAUGACCUUGCUCUAUUUAUGCCCUCAGUAGGGGACAAAUUGACAGACAUGAAAAAUCAGCUGAGAAAGCGUAUGUUUAAGAAGCGUGUGGUUAGAAGAAUCACAUUUUCAAUUGUCAAAGGCUUAUCUAUUGAACUAAAUACAUAUGCUUUGAUCCGUCCGACUGUUCCUGGGACAAUUACCUGGCUUGACUCUAUCACCAACCUUCCUUUAAAGACAGAGAGAUCUUUCAUCUGUGCAGAUACUGGGGCUUUGGUUCAACCAACUAAACGUUUUCAUCCUUAUAAAAAUAAAAAUGUUAAGUUUACAACAGAAGAGCUAUCAGAAGUGAAAAGAAUUUCAACUGGACAUCUUCGCCUUCUAGGAUUCAAACCUUUGAGUUGCUUAAAAGAUUACCACAACUUGAGGCCAUCAACAUUCGUUUUUCCUACUGACAAGAGAGCAGAUGAGGAUCCAAUUUGCCCCCGGGACAUGAAAAUCAGCAUCCAAGAUCCAUUGAUGACACUGGAAAGUGUCAAGGAAGUGGUUGGUAGUACUUGCAUUUUUAUUGCCCUCCAUAGAUCCAUGUUAAGGCUUAAACGCUUUGCAGUUGCAUUUUAUGGCAGUUCAGCUCACCCUCAAUUGGUUGCCCUUGUUGCACAAGAUGAGAUCAUUGCUGGUGGUGUUCAGGUUGAGCCAGCAGGCAUGCAUAUGAUAUAUCUUCCAUAUUCUGAUGAUAUCAGACACAUCGAAGAGCUUCAUUCGGAUAUAACUGUCCCAACACCUCGAGCAACUGAUGAUCAAAUAAAAAAGGCCACUGCUUUAAUGAGGCGCAUAGACUUGAAGGAUUUUUCAGUAUGCCAAUUUGCCAAUCCAGCCUUGCAGAGACAUUAUGCAGUGCUACAGGCUCUAGCCCUGGAAGAAGAUGAGAUGCCUGAAAUCAAAGACGAAACUCUUCCAGAUGAGGAAGGGAUGGCUAGACCAGGAGUUGUCAAUGCAUUGGAAGAAUUCAAGAACUCUGUCUACGGGGAAAACUACAAUGAAGAAGAUGAAGGUCAUGGAAAAGAAAGUGAUGCCUCCAAAAAACGAAAAGCUGUUGCUGAAAAUGCUGUUAAGGAAUCAGCAAACUAUGACUGGGCUGACCUUGCAGACAAUGGAAAGUUGAAAGAUUUGACGACAGUGGAGUUGAAGUACUACCUGACGGCGCAUAACCUUGCAGUUGGUGGAAAGAAAGAAGUUUUGAUCAGCAGGAUCUUAACUCACAUGGGAAAAUGAGGUGCUGCUUUCAGGCUGAUCAAUUUUGCCCCCAGCAGAGAGUAAGCUUUUGGUGAACAAGGGGAGAAAACAAAACCCACUAGUUUUGCUUGUACUUUAGCUCAACCUUUGCAUUUUGGGUUUUGGAAUCAUGUUUCUGAGAAUUCACAGGGUUCUUCCUGGUGAUGAUAGCAAAAUUAGCAAUUGAUUUGGAAUUAUGUUGUAUGGAAUUCCAAAUCACAAAACUGUUCAUCAAAUUCAGUUCCUAAAAAGGGUGGAAGACCUAAUUUUAUGGUUCAAAA